UGAUGGUAAUAAGAAGAAGAAGAAUCUCUUUCUCUCACAGAUAAGCAUGGAAACGCUUUCAAAUGAUUGAACCAAAUACCCUUUUCACUUUCACCUCUGUUUUUAACCCCUUCCAUCUUUUCCUUUCUCCUGGGACUGCUCCUUCAUUCACAAAUCACAAGUCUCCCUUUUAGGAUGUCGACUCCUGCAAGAAAGAGGCUCAUGAGGGAUUUUAAAAGAGUGCAACAAGAUCCUCCAGCUGGAAUCAGUGGAGCUCCACAUGAGAACAAUAUUAUGCUUUGGAAUGCAGUUAUAUUUGGACCAGACGACACCCCUUGGGAUGGAGGCACAUUUAAGUUAUCACUUCAGUUCACAGAGGAAUAUCCUAAUAAACCACCUGUGGUGCGCUUUGUUUCUCAAAUGUUUCAUCCAAACAUUUAUGCAGAUGGAAGCAUAUGUUUGGACAUUUUGCAAAAUCAAUGGAGUCCAAUUUAUGAUGUAGCUGCAAUACUUACCUCAAUUCAGUCUUUGCUUUGUGAUCCAAACCCAAACUCUCCAGCGAAUUCAGAAGCUGCACGGAUGUUUAGUGAAAACAAACGUGAAUACAACAGAAGAGUACGAGAUAUUGUUGAGCAGAGUUGGACUGCUGAUUAAUGAAUUUCUAUUGCUGUUAAAAGGUUAUCGAAGGAUGUGAUUGAAUAACCAUUUAUGUACUUAAAAGAACAGUUGUGUUUUGUAGUCCUUGGUAAUGUGUUUGUGUUUCUUCGAACUUAUAUGAAUGGAUGUUCCAUCUAUGAUC
Molecule: messenger RNA, 778 nt
Organism: Vigna unguiculata (cowpea)
Lineage: Eukaryota; Viridiplantae; Streptophyta; Magnoliopsida; Fabales; Fabaceae
Product: ubiquitin-conjugating enzyme E2 2
Source: RefSeq, a predicted model, not a curated record